AGGGCUUAUGGCACAUGGGGUACCCCUCUGUGCUCUGACUGCUACCCUCACGGCAUCAUAAAGUUUUAUGCCAAGGUUGCAGGCAAGAAUUUUAUAGAACUCUUUGUCCAUGUCAGUGGUACCAUAUCAAAACUGGCAAAAGUCUGUGUGCUUCAUGUGAGCCAAGACAAACUGUGCUUUGGGACCACUCAUUCCAGGGUCAUGCAUGAGGCCAGGGUGUGGUGGGAGGUUAAGUGGGGAGACUUCUUUCACUGGUUUCUCAUGGAAGGCGUUUCAGAAGAAUUCAGAAAGAUUUAUUUAGAGCUGGCAUCUGAGCAUUUGUUCAGAGCAGUGAGAAGCACAGGGAAUGCCCCUGAAGUUCCUGUUGACCAACAUUGUCCCUGCCUCAUUGAGCUGGCAGCUGGUGGCUCUGCAGCUGCUGUUGCCCACAGGUGGGAUCUGCCUGUGGGGGUGCUUUCCAGAAGGGCUGGGAAAAAUUUCCCAGAGCCAGAUGAUGUUAGAGUUUAUCUGCCAGCUUUGAAGACAAAGAACAUUAUAGAAAGGAUGGUAAACACGGGUAAUCAAGUGCUGGUUGAAGCAAAUCAUGACAGAAUGAACUUCAGUGUAGAAACUAUUGUAGUGUCUAUAAAAAGUUAUUUCAACAACCUUGGAAAUCCUCCAUUGCCUGCUCUGGAUAUGUUAAAACAGAAACCUGAAGAGCAUGUUGCAGUGUGGGUAGGGAAUAGGAAGCUUCUGCAGUUUUUCGAGGGACAGCAAAUAAAUCCUACAGUGGCCUUAUGCAAUAUUUUGAGCAAUACUCUUUUCUUCAUCUUCAGAUGUCAUCUUUAGUAUUUCUUUCCUUCCUCAUAAAAAUUCAACCAGCCUAUUUUAUUAUGUUAUUUUUUAAAGCGUAUGGUCUUUUCACAAUUGAAACGGACCCUGAGUUGAUUGGAUUAAGAGUCUGCAUCCUCAGUCUGAUUUAUAUAGAAUGUAUAUUCUGUUGAGCUCCUCUUUCUUUGUAAAGCUUGCAUUACAAAAUCAUUGGUGAAAGAGUUGUAUAGUUCAUUUUUGUGUUUAUUAACUUUGUCAGUUCUUUUCAUGCUUUUUGAGAGGCAAACAAGAAAGGAUUUUGUACUUCAAUUCUUUUUGAGGAAAAAGGAAUGUAACAAAAUAAAUAAAAAUAACUUGGAAUUCUUAAAUAAUUGGAUCAAUAUUGUGUGAUAAAACUCCACUGUGUAAAAUGGGAAUUUCAUCAAGUAUAAACAUUUUCUGAGGGAUUUUUCUUAAUUUAGAGAGCUUAAUGUGAUAUCUGAAAGAUACAAGGUAUUUAUCAUUUAUUGCAUCGCUAGCUGUGUGUUGUUUUUCGAAGUAUAUAUUAGUGUAUAUUCAUGAUUUUAGAUUUAUCAUCUACAGAGUUUGAAUUGGUUAUUUAUUAGGUCGACUAAUAAUGCAUAUUGUUCACACAAGAAUUCAAAAAAAAUAGUCAAGUUUAAGUGGACCGAGGUGUUGCUUGUGUGUAACUUUUAUAUGAACCAUGUUUCCAUUUUUUCCCAAUAGUAUUGUUAUUCCAUUUCCAAAGUAAUUCUUUUUUUU
Molecule: messenger RNA, 1572 nt
Organism: Phyllostomus discolor (pale spear-nosed bat)
Lineage: Eukaryota; Metazoa; Chordata; Mammalia; Chiroptera; Phyllostomidae
Gene: HUS1B
Product: HUS1 checkpoint clamp component B
Biological process (GO): meiotic DNA integrity checkpoint signaling; mitotic intra-S DNA damage checkpoint signaling; telomere maintenance
Cellular component (GO): nucleolus; checkpoint clamp complex; site of double-strand break
Source: RefSeq, a predicted model, not a curated record